Molecule: messenger RNA, 2960 nt
Organism: Micropterus dolomieu (smallmouth bass)
Lineage: Eukaryota; Metazoa; Chordata; Actinopteri; Centrarchiformes; Centrarchidae
Gene: prkcq
Product: protein kinase C, theta
Exons: 17
Coding region: 193-2361 (722 amino acids)
Biological process (GO): intracellular signal transduction; peptidyl-serine phosphorylation
Molecular function (GO): diacylglycerol-dependent serine/threonine kinase activity; ATP binding
Source: RefSeq, a predicted model, not a curated record
CUCUGGAGAAAAAAGGGCUAGUCGGCGUGUUCUGUGGUGGAGGAAAGGUGGCUGACGGCAACACCGAAGCUGCCUCCAAAAUCGGAGAAAUCGCAUCUCUUGAAUCUGCUUUGCAAACAAGGCAUUGUUGCAAGGUUUCCUGGAGGUUAUUUGGAUAUUUGCAAGGGGGUCAGAGAGUAAAAACCUGCAGCCAUGUCGCCUUUCCUGCGGAUUGGGUUCUCCAACUUUGAGAUUGAUCCCAGCCUGGCCUACCAUGAAGAGGUGCUGAACCCGUAUUGUGCCGUUUACAUGAAGGAGGCCAUCGACACAGAAAAGGGCCAAGUGUACAAACAAAAGAAGCCAACCAUGUACCCGCCGUGGAGCACCACGUUUGAUGCCCACAUCCACCGCGGUCGCAUCAUGCAUGUAAUGGUGAAAGAUCGGACAGCGGAGCUGAAGUCUGAGGCCACGGUGGCUUUGGACUCGCUUGCCACACGAUGCAAGAAGGAGAAUGGCAAGCUGGAGAUCUGGCUGGAGCUGAAGCCACAGGGUCGCCUAAGGAUGGAGGCCAGGUAUUAUCUGGAGAAAAGUGAUGCGGCUGGUCAGAAUGAGGGAGACCAAGAGCCCGAACUAGAGCGAGAGGGCCUGUUCGCCCUCCAUCAGCGGCGAGGUGCCAUCAAACAGGCCAAAGUUCAUGUUGUCAAAUGUCACGAGUUUAGCGCCACAUUCUUCCCUCAGCCGACCUUCUGCUCCGUCUGCAAAGAGUUUGUCUGGGGCCUGAACAAGCAGGGUUACCAGUGCAGACAGUGCAAUGCAGCUAUUCACAAAAAAUGCAUAGACAAAGUAAUCGCCAAAUGCACUGGUUCAGCCAUUAACAGCAAAGAAACAAUGAUCCACAAGGAGCGCUUCAAGAUCGACAUGCCCCACCGGUUUAAAGUCUACAACUACAAAAGUCCCACUUUCUGUGAACACUGUGGUACUCUGCUGUGGGGGCUCGCCAAGCAGGGGCUCAAAUGUGAGGAGUGUGGCAUGAACGUCCAUCAUAAAUGCCAGAAGAAAGUAGCCAACCUCUGUGGGGUCAACCAAAAACUGAUGGCUGAAGCUCUGGCCAUCAUCGAGAGUAAACAGCAGGCCAGAAGCACCAAAGAAACUGACAUUAUUGGUCGAGAAGGUCCAGUCGGUGUUGGCCAGCCGGGAGUAGUCCGAGCUCCGUCUGGGUUAAUAACGGGUGUACCAGCCACAGCUACACCUCCAAACACAAACAAAGAGAUACAGGGUGUUUCAUGGGACGGACCAGCUGACAUCAGCAGGUCGAUCACUGAGGCGCUGACAGAAGAAGAGCCUCUGUACGCUGUUCCCAGGAGGGAUCACCAACCCAGAUUCACCAUUGAUGACUUCAUCCUGCACAAGAUGCUCGGGAAAGGCAGCUUUGGCAAGGUGUUUUUAGCCGAGCUGAAAAAAAGCGGCAAGUUUUUCGCGGUGAAGGCCCUAAAAAAGGAUGUGGUGCUGAUGGACGAUGACGUCGAGUGCACCAUGGUGGAGAGGAGCGUCCUCUCUUUAGCCUGGGAAAAUCCUUUCCUCACACACCUUUACUGCACCUUCCAGACCAAGGAGAACCUGUUCUUCGUGAUGGAGUAUCUGAAUGGAGGGGAUCUCAUGUUCCACAUCCAGACCUGCCACAAGUUUGACUUGCACAGAGCAACCUUCUAUGCAGCUGAGAUCAUUUGUGGACUCCAGUUCCUGCAUUCUAAAGGAAUCAUUUACAGGGAUCUGAAGCUGGAUAAUGUGCUGUUGGACUCUGAUGGUCAUAUUAAGAUAGCAGACUUUGGCAUGUGUAAGGAGAACAUGCAGGACGACUCGCGGACGGCCACCUUCUGUGGGACACCCGACUACAUCGCCCCUGAGAUCCUGCUGGGUCAGAAGUACAACUGCUCAGUGGAUUGGUGGUCGUUUGGAGUGCUGCUGUACGAGAUGCUGAUCGGUCAGUCUCCGUUCCACGGCCGCGACGAGGAGGAGCUGUUUCAAUCCAUACGAACAGACAACCCUGUGUACCCCCGCUGGCUCACCAAAGACGCCAAGGACAUUCUAGUCAAGUUGUUUGUGAGGGAGCCCGAGGAGCGCCUGGGAAUUAAGGGAAACAUCAGACAGCACAAUUUCUUCAGCGUCACAGACUGGAACGCCCUGGAACAACGGCAGGUGGCACCACCCUUCAGGCCAACUUUAACGUCGCCAAGCGACUGCAGUAACUUUGACAAAGAGUUCAUCAAUGAGAAGCCCCGGCUGUCGUGUGCCGACCGGACGCUCAUCAACAGCGUUGACCAGACGAUGUUCAGAAACUUCUCCUUUGUUAACCCUGGGAUGGCUCACAUCACAGCACGCUGAGCACCCGACCACCAACCUACUACCUACAAACAAGCCACUCAGUCACAAUCAGCACUUACUGUAACUGAAACAAACUGCAGAGACUUUAGACCAUGAAUGUCACAAAACUCAACUGUAUCCAUAAACAUGAUGAUAACCACUAAGGGGGUGUCCUGGGUGUACAGCACAUACAACGCAACUGCGACGGGAUCUUUGUCGCAUGUCGUUUCUGUCCCUUUCCAUUUUAAAAUGUCAAACUAAAAUUUCCACAAUAUUUUAACUACAAAAGCGUCUGGGCUGAGACAAAUAGGAUAUACCAGGAUUGUUUACAUAAUAACAAUUUACCUGAAGGCCAUAUAUAGUCACAUAUAUAGUCAAACCUAAAUGUUUAUCACAGUAAAUCUAAGGCCCCAUCCACACUACUCUGUUUUAGUUUACAAACGGAGAAUUAAAACAAAUACGAUCUCCGUCCACACCAGCGUUUUAGCUGCAUUUUGGAGUUGAUCUCCGUCUACAUGAAAACGACUGUAAACGCACAUCUAUUGGCUGUUCAGGUACACUGGGCAUGCGCGUGCCGGUGUAAAGAAAAAAUAAAUACAGACGAAGAAGGGUUUUUGUUU